Molecule: messenger RNA, 219 nt
Organism: Sclerotinia sclerotiorum 1980 UF-70
Lineage: Eukaryota; Fungi; Ascomycota; Leotiomycetes; Helotiales; Sclerotiniaceae
Exons: 3
Coding region: 1-219 (72 amino acids)
Source: RefSeq, a predicted model, not a curated record
AUGGGAUGGAUAAUGAAGAGAGCAAACGUCGAGGAUGUUAACCUUGUACGGCAAGGCAAGUCUGAAGAACAGCGCGUAAAACCACUUCUGGAAAUCAUUUCUAGGCAACAUGACCGACCAGUCGUCAUGGAAAAUUGGCAGGGCAGGCGUGUACCAGUUGUAUCCGAUCAAAGGAAAAAUCGUGUCCUUGAGAGCAUUUCUUUGUCUGUGAUACAUUGA